AUGGACCAUGAGAAUCAGUACAAUUACCAACGGAUCGACCUGUCUACCGAUGCCAUUCGACUGGGUGUGCCUUACGGAGCCUUAUCAUAUACCUGGGGCGAUUCUCCCGACGCAUACGAAAUAUUCAUCAACGAUCGGAAGUCGCUUGUCAAGGAAAACCUUCACAUGGCCCUCCUCGCUCUACGGCAGACGGACGAAGACAGACUGUUGUGGAUCGAUGCCAUUUGCAUCGACCAGGACAAUGACAAGGAAAAGGGCCAUCAAGUCGGGCAGAUGAGACAGAUAUACGAGAACGCUGAACAAGUUCUCAUAUGGCUUGGCCCCAGCAACCGCGGAAUCGAUUCUCUCAUGGAUUUGGCUAGACGGUGGGAUUACCAAACAAGCCAACGACCAGGAGCCCAUCGCGCACAGGGUUGGAUCGAUUCUUGGAUCAAGCUCACUGCUGACGAGACCGGUCCGUACAAAGAGGAGCUUACCGCUAAUCUCGAAACAUUGCUCGUCAAGUUUGGGACGAGUAAAGCAACUGAUCACCGGGACAACAUCUAUGCCUUGCUUGGCAUUGCUUCAGACGCUCGCGCCAGCAACACCCUUCGUCCAAACUACCAAGUUUCGCUAGGUCGCGCAAUAUGCCACACCAUCUCAUUCUUGCUCUUUGACGAGGCUUAUGACCCGUCUGCGCGUCCAUUGCCCGAGGACAUGGACUUCACUACUUUUCUUCGUAUCCUACCGAAGCUUUCAGACUACAUUUUGGGCUGGGCGUUGCAAACCUCAGCACCUCGACAUCCGAGUUUUUACUGA
Neurospora tetraspora is the source of this 798-nucleotide messenger RNA. RefSeq names its product heterokaryon incompatibility protein-domain-containing protein. The record is from RefSeq and is a predicted model, not a curated record. The transcript is spliced from 3 exons. Lineage: Eukaryota; Fungi; Ascomycota; Sordariomycetes; Sordariales; Sordariaceae. Bases 1 to 798 code for a protein of 265 amino acids.